GGUUUGGCUACAAAAUCAUGAAUAAAGAAAAUCAUUUUUUUUUUUUAUCUUUUUCCUUCCUAACCUGCCCUAACUUGUCUCGCCGUCGUCGACAUUCAGUUCCCCAACUUCACUUCACUGCCGUUCGUGUUUAGCAUCUCCAUCAUCAAAAUUCAAGUUUUUAGGGCUUCUCUGCACCCUCUAGAUGGGGACUGAAACUGAGUCAAGAGAUACCUCUCUCAUUCUCAUCAAGCAAGGAGCUGAAGCUAGAGUUUUUGAGUCCUCUUUUGUUGGAAGAAGGUCUGUUGUCAAGGAGCGAUUCUCAAAGAAGUACAGGCAUCCAACUUUGGAUUCUAAGUUGACACUCAAGCGCCUAAAUGCGGAGGCAAGGUGCACAACCAAGGCAAGGCGACUUGGGGUUUGUACACCUGUGUUGUAUGCCGUGGAUCCUGUGUCGCACACUUUAACAUUUGAAUUUGUUGACGGACCUUCUGUCAAGGAUGUAUUUCUUGAAUUCGGAUCGUGCGGUGUCAAUGAAGAGCGGCUUGGCAAGAUUGCAUCCCAAAUUGGUGAUGUUAUUGCAAAGUUACACGAUGGUGGUCUUGUUCAUGGUGAUUUAACGACAUCAAACAUGUUACUAAGGAAUGGUACUGAUCAGCUGGUUCUUAUUGACUUUGGUUUGAGCUUCACUUCAACCUUACCCGAAGAUAAAGCAGUUGAUUUGUAUGUCCUGGAAAGAGCCCUCGUUUCAAUGCAUUCUUCAUGCGGUAACAUUAUUGAUCGGAUACUUGCUGCUUACCGCAAGUCAUCGAAGCAGUGGUCAUCCACAAUGAACAAGCUGGCAGAUGUGCGACAAAGAGGACGAAAGAGGACCAUGGUUGGUUGAUUCUUUGAGUUUCAUUUCUUAUUGAGGUAAAAAAGGGGUGACAGGUGACAACAACUGAUGAAUGUUGUCAACAUAACUUAUAUGUAUUUCUUAUAUGAACAUUUCUUGUAGUUUAAAAAACUAAACAUUUAAACAUUGAUUGUAAUAUUCAACUUCCAUGUGUGCCACAAAAACAAACUGUUAUUUUGAUAUUUACAUGUCCAUGGUUCUAAGUA
This is a messenger RNA of Vicia villosa (hairy vetch), 1080 nucleotides long. RefSeq lists its product as uncharacterized. Lineage: Eukaryota; Viridiplantae; Streptophyta; Magnoliopsida; Fabales; Fabaceae. Gene Ontology annotation, biological process: protein phosphorylation. The coding region runs from base 185 to 865 and encodes 226 amino acids. The record is from RefSeq and is a predicted model, not a curated record. The transcript is spliced from 7 exons. Gene Ontology annotation, cellular component: cytosol; EKC/KEOPS complex; nucleus. Gene Ontology annotation, molecular function: ATP binding; protein serine/threonine kinase activity.